UACUAAAUCUACCCUCACACCUGGGCUUGUGUGGUGCUGAUCAAUUUGCAGGAGCUGCUGUACAGCAGGAGUCCUGUGUGAUUCCUGUGCUAGUGCUGGGGCGAAGUCCUCUGUGUGCAGUGGACCUGGCGUGGAGUCUGAGAGGAGCUCACGUGGGAUGGUGUGGCCUCAACACCCAGCACCAGGCCUCAUGCUGUUUGCUUCCUGUGAGCCUAUAAACACCAGCCUUCGUAAGUCUCUCUAGAAGCUGCAACCCAGCCCCAUCUUUAGAAUGCAGUGGAACGUACUGCGGACUGUGUCUCGGCUGGCACAUAGGACGUGCCUGGGGUCGCACACAGCUGGGCUAUUUGAACACUGUCAGCAUGUGAAGGGACCAUUGUUUUUGCACCAUGCCAAGUCCAGAGUGGUUUGUGCACAAAGCCCUCAGGAGAGGUGGCUGUGCUCACCUGUGGCCCAGUGCCUGGCAGAGGAGCGGAAGCCACUGUCUGCACGGCCUCUCCAGCCCAGGGUCCUUCGCCAUGAACAAUGGGUGCGGGAUGUUUCGUCUGCCAGGAGUUUAUCAUCCAGUGCCACCCAGGGGAUGCCUUCAGAAAAAAAGGAAGAGCCUGAUCCUCUGCAAGACAAAUCUAUUAGUCUUUAUCAGCGGUUUAAGAAGACAUUUAGACAAUAUGGGAAAGUUUUGAUUCCUGUGCAUCUAAUAACUUCUGGUGUUUGGUUUGGAACAUUUUAUUAUGCAGCCAUAAAAGGAGUGAAUGUCGUUCCUUUUCUAGAGCUCAUUGGGUUACCUGACAUGAUUGUGAACAUCCUGAAAAACUCCCAGAGUGGAAAUGCUCUGACCGCCUAUGCCAUGUUCAAGAUUGCAACGCCUGCCCGCUACACAGUGACUCUGGGAGGAACGUCCUUCACUGUGAAGUAUCUGCGUGGUCGUGGCUACAUGUCAACCCCACCGCCAGUCAAGGAGUAUCUGCAGGACAGGAUGGAGGAGACCAAGGACAGACUCACAGAGAAGAUGGAGGAAACCAAGGACAGACUCACAGAAAAACUGCAAGAAACCAAAGAAAAGGUUUCCUUUAAGAAAAAAGUGGAAUAGGGUGCCUUAUAUAACACAGCUCACAGACGUUUCGUACACUUUUACCCUCUGGAGACUUUGGGUAGAGAUACAAGUUUUUGUUUUUGUUUUUUUGGUUAGUUACUUAAAAAUACCAGUUCUCUGAGGGUUAAGGAAUCUUGAUACCUUUUUUAAAGUUAAACAUCACUAGAAAAAUCAGUGUUUUUGAAAAUAAGUGAACCCAGUAUAAGAAUCUUGCAUCAUAGCAGCAAUAAGUAGUGGCUACUGUCUUUCAAAGCCGGGCUCCUGGGCCUCCCAGGCCUGUAGGGUCACACCUGUGCUGCUGUUCCGGCCAGCUGGAGUUUGUGCAUGCAAGGCAGGUGGCACCCAGAUGACUAGAUCCAGGCAGACUGUUCACACUGGAUUGUAGUCUUUCUGUUACUCACCAAGGUUUAAUGCAUUCACUUCUCCUAGGGGAGCCACCUUGCCCCCCCAGGCUGCCUGUGAAUGGGAGAGAACUUGGUCUUUCUAUAACUAACUCUUACCUACCAUUUAAAAUAGAGACUUUAUAUGGAGAAGGUUGAAUAAAAAUCGUCUUAUGUAUGUAAAUUAGAUGUACUGGUUAUAUGUAAAUGGAAAAAAAGCCUUUGAGGUUUAACCUAAAGCGCGUCAGGAGUCAUGUAUACUUUUCAAGUGUGUAUAUUAGUUGUCACUAGAACAUCGAGAUGUUUUGAAUCUUUUUGUGGGGGAGAAAUUGUUUUUGUUUUUGUUUUUUUGGUACCAGGGAUCAAACUCGGGCCCUUGUGCUUGCGAGGCAGGUGGCGGAACCACUGGGCCAAAUCCCCGGCCCUUUUGAAUCGUUUUUCACUGCUUUAGCUGACGUUUUGGAAGAUGAGUGACUCAGCUUGAGGUUGUCCAGCACCUGGAAGCUUGGGUGGCCACGGUGAUGCCAGGCUGCCGUAGGGAGGGCUGUCCCUGCGUGGGAAACACUGCACUCGGCACAGCCCUGUGGGUUCCCAGCAUCUUCAUCCAAGCGAGCGUUAAUUCAUUAUGGAGCAAAUCUUAAAACUGGCUACAGUGAUUUCUCUUACAGUGAAGGAAGAUAUCCUUGCAUGGGCAUUUUACGUGAUUAUUUUAACACAUACCCAACAAGGCCGUAAUUUGUAUGUCUCCCUGCUGAGUGGCUCUGAUUUGAAUUCCAUUUCCAGUGUUAAAUAGAUAAGUACUGGUGGUUCAAGUCACCCGAUGGGACAGUCAUGCACGUACCAUUGGUGGUUCAAACUGACAGGAACGUGUUAAUAGCAAACUUGCUGUUAGAUUAUCUGCUUCAAUCAGGCCUGGUGGUACAUGCCUGUAAUCCCAGCACUUGGGAGGCUGAGGCAGGAAGGUUGCAAGUUUGAG
Molecule: messenger RNA, 2449 nt
Organism: Fukomys damarensis (Damara mole-rat)
Lineage: Eukaryota; Metazoa; Chordata; Mammalia; Rodentia; Bathyergidae
Gene: Mims1
Product: family with sequence similarity 210 member A
Exons: 4
Coding region: 272-1090 (272 amino acids)
Cellular component (GO): mitochondrion
Source: RefSeq, a predicted model, not a curated record